Messenger RNA from Branchiostoma floridae (Florida lancelet), 528 nucleotides. RefSeq names its product vesicular glutamate transporter 2.2-like. The record is from RefSeq and is a predicted model, not a curated record. The coding region runs from base 1 to 528 and encodes 175 amino acids. Lineage: Eukaryota; Metazoa; Chordata; Leptocardii; Amphioxiformes; Branchiostomatidae. Gene Ontology annotation, molecular function: L-glutamate transmembrane transporter activity; neurotransmitter transmembrane transporter activity. Gene Ontology annotation, biological process: neurotransmitter loading into synaptic vesicle; monoatomic anion transport; synaptic transmission, glutamatergic. The transcript has 5 exons. Gene Ontology annotation, cellular component: synaptic vesicle membrane; excitatory synapse.
AUGUUAAAUACAGUGGCUUACGUCUGGGACCCCAACCUGCUUCCACUCUACUUCAACCAAAGCUUUAAGACAAAGGUUGAACUGACCAGCUAUGGGACUGAUGAUGAUGAUGGUGGUGCUGAUAAUGAUUAUGAUGGUGAUGUGACGGGAGUUCUAGCCGGAAUUCCAAUACUAGCAUUUGGAGCUUUAGAGCCGGUGUUCGCUCUGUUUGGAAACCUCCUCGGCAACUAUGUUACAACGACUGCCGCGCGAAAAGCCAUGGCUGUCACCGCUUGUCUAUGCGUAUCUGGAUGCCUUUUUGUGGCGGCCUUUACCUCCAACUCUGCCGUGGCAGCAUGUUUCGUCGCUGUAGGCUACGGAUGUUCCGCAGCCAGGGCAGCGGUUGCUGAUGCCAACGCCUUUGACAUCGCGCCCCGGUACGCCAGCGUGAUAUCUGGGAUCUGCCGAGUCUUUUGUCGUACCGUCGGCCUAACCUUCCCACUGUUGGUGGCAACACUCACAAAGAAUAAGGCAUGUAACGUUAUUUGA